AUGGAUCCUACCCUUAGCCACAUCUCGACGGGCUCCAAGACGGAGAUCUCAGCCGCCUCCAAUUUCGAUGCCGACAUGGACGAUGCCAAGUUCGAGUCCAAGUCUCGCAUGUUCCGCCUGACCGACAGCGCCAGGCUGGGCCUGACAGUCCUUGGGCUCGCCGCCGGCAUCACCAUCCUGGGUGUCUCGGCAGACUCCAUUGCGGUCUACAAUGCUACGCAUGUCCCCGGCGAUUACCUGCUCCCCCUGUGGCCGGCCAACUUUGACCUGCGCCCUACGGUGGCCCUGGUGGUCUGCAGCGUCCUUAUGAUGGUGGCUAAUGCCAUCUCACUAGUCUCCAGCAAAGUCCCAACUAUGCGCAACAAGACUGGGGUUGAAAUGACUCUUGCAUUCGGGCCGCCAAUCGUGGCUCUUAUCGCUGCAAUCAUUUCCAUGUCCUUCUUUUACGCGGUAAACGCGUCCACGGAGGUUGAUACCUUGCAAAGCUGGUCUUGCCGGUGGGAGAACAUCGCAAUGACGACGCAGCCCCAUUUUGACACGCUCUGCAAGCAGAGUCGUGCUGGCGUGGCCCUCUCGGUGCUACUGGUGCCUGUCGAAGUCAUAAUCCUGGGGUUGGCGGCGUAUCAAUUCAUGCUACGGAGACAGCUCGACCUGACCGCACGUGGGCCGGGACGCAAGGCGGGAAGCCCGGCGUUGUCUUAG
Fusarium vanettenii 77-13-4 is the source of this 702-nucleotide messenger RNA. RefSeq lists its product as uncharacterized. NCBI's taxonomy places the organism in Eukaryota, Fungi, Ascomycota, Sordariomycetes, Hypocreales, Nectriaceae. The record is from RefSeq and is a predicted model, not a curated record. The transcript has 2 exons. Bases 1 to 702 code for a protein of 233 amino acids.